Messenger RNA from Scomber scombrus (Atlantic mackerel), 753 nucleotides. RefSeq names its product caspase-7-like. Bases 1 to 753 code for a protein of 250 amino acids. The transcript is spliced from 4 exons. The record is from RefSeq and is a predicted model, not a curated record. Gene Ontology annotation, molecular function: cysteine-type endopeptidase activity. Gene Ontology annotation, biological process: proteolysis. NCBI's taxonomy places the organism in Eukaryota, Metazoa, Chordata, Actinopteri, Scombriformes, Scombridae.
AUGCUGCAGUGGAGAAGACAGGUGGACCGUGUUGGAGAGUGUAACCGAGCAGUGUUAGUGUCAGUGGCUGAGUUUGAUCAUGGGGUGGAUCUGGAUAAGAGAUCUGGGGUUAAGUGGGAUGCAAAGAAGCUCCACGGCAUCCUCAGCAGGCUGGGCUUUAAGGUGGACCUGCACAGUGAUCUGAGCAGCGAGGAAAUCUACCAGCUGUUUAAAGAAGAGAGCAGGCGGCCAGUGAAGGAUUGUUUUCUGGCCGUGUUGUCGAGUCACGGCGAGGAAGGCUGCGUGUUUGGGGCUGAUGGGAAGCCCGUAUGGCUGUCUCAAAUAUUCAGAUAUUUUGAUAAUGAAUGUAUGGAGAAGAAGGCCAAAAUGUUCCUCAUACAGGCGUGUCGAGGCGAUGGGCUGGAUGACGGUGUGGAGGUGGAUUCUGUGGAUUCAGUUUCUACCACAGAGAACAGCUUCGUACAGAAUCUGGCUGUUCCUGUAGAUACGGCCGUGAUGUACGCCACUGCACCAGGCUACGGCGCUUUCCGUAACGCUGCGGGAUCCGUCUUCCUGCAGACUUUCUGCAGCUUAUUAGAGGAAGGAAACCGCAACCUGGAGCUGACUCGCCUCAUGACUCGCCUCUCACAUCAUGUAGCCUACACCUUCGAGUCCAAAGGUCGAGCAUUCGGUGGGAAGAAAGAAAUGCCGUGCCUCGUGACUCGCCUGACCAGAGAGGUGUUCCCGUUUGCAGAGCCGGGGAAAGACGGAUGA